CUCUGCUACCAAUGCACUUCACAUUGUUUCGCGGGCGACAUUGGUACGGCGGUGGCGAACGCGGGGAAGCCAACAUGUCUCCCACCAUAACUGCUGCUGCUCUGUGCCGUCGAUUGUCGCGCAUAGCCUCAAAUUGCUGCGGAUUAUUAGCGAUGAACGAUCCAUAAGCCAAUAAAAACAAAAUACGGCAACAGAGCGCGGAAGCAGCUGCACAAAUCAUGCAAAGUGUAAAACAUGCGACUACUGGUCUCCCAGUGCCUCCUCCUCUAGCAAAAAUAUCAAAUACACACAGCGACAGUGACAUUCGAUCACACCAACACAAAUGACUGUUCAAAAGGCAGUUCAAAGCUACGAUAGGUAUCGGCGACGACGGUGAAGCUCGCAGGAUGCCCGCAUAGUUCAUUCGGCGAUGAAAACUGCUCAGAAUAAUCGUCUCCCUCGUGCAGAUUCCUCGCUGUCAUGCAAAGAAACGCACGCUAGAUAGGCGUGUGCGCAUGCGUGGUCGCCCGUGUCGAGCCCCAUGGAACGAACGGCUCACUGAUCGCGAUGGCGGGUACGGUGGAAGACGGAGCCAAACUUUUAAAAGGAUCUAAAAUAUCAGUAAUGGUAGAGGAGGCUUUAAUCGACGUUAUCAUAGUUUCUUUUAACUAUAGCGGCAAGGUAUUUCAAGGCGCACUGCUCGACGUCACGAAAAAGAACAUUCCGUUUGGCAUCAGCCCUUGGGGCGGGAUAGAUCAAGAUCAAAGGGGCAGCAGCACGAAGACCCUUGCCGAAGCUGUGGCAGAAAGAAAUGACAAAUUUCAUGCAUUAAAACAGAGACACACCUACUUCCAAGAAAAGCCCAGUGAUGAACUCCCUAUGCCAAGCCGAUCCUGGGCGAAAUCACGCAAAUCAACAGGGCGCAACAGCCGUGACCAAAGUGUGCGUAUGCGGCGACUACGCCCACGACAGGUCCUUUGCUCACAUUGCCGGGCAAUCUGCAAUGAAAAUUCUGAGAAUGUGCAGCUUUCGAGUGUUAAAAAGGAGUCACCUCCUGUACUUAGUUCACUUGGCUGCUUGCCUGUUUCCAAAUGUGAACCUGAUGUUCCAGCACGUAUACCUUCAAAAACUGGUGUUGCAAAUGAUGAGGACACCAUGAUCAUACAGACGUCCCCUUCUCCUCGCACAGAGGAGUCUCCAAGGCCAAAGCAUGCUGUGUAUGCCAGUGUAGCCGAAAGCCUCGACUUGAAGAAUGCCCAACUGCCUACCCAGGCAGGAGCAGAAGAGUUUCAGUCUAAAAGUGAAUAUCAGGCUGUUGCACUAAUGCCUCCUGCAAUCAAUAGAAUGAUCUUGAGAAAGCGUAAGUGGAAUGACAAUGAAGAUCUUCCGCGAAGCAGCACAGACCCGAUGGAACUGGUGACACCACACAGCAAACUUGUUCCUGUUCGAGCAGCCCUGACAAAAACCAGUCCUGUAAUUAAGAUCUCAUUUGCAAACCCUCAAGGAAAAGGCACAGUUGUCAAGAUUCCAGCCAAGCUUCAGUCCACAGGUGCCAGUGACACAGAUGGAGACAGCAGCAUAGAGUGCUCGCCUGUGAGACCCAGAGACACAAGUAGCGCCCGGGCUGCCAAGAAGGCUCUCAAGAAAGCUCGCCGAGAUCACCACAAAGGUCCUGUUCUUGCUCCAGCUUCUCCAAGCCUAGCAAAGCACAAAGUCAAGCAUCACAAGCACAAACUGAAGCGUAAACGGAGACAUCGUGAGCCUCCGCCAGAUGAGCCGCGGAAUGAUGUAGAGAACAGCCCUAACUACGGACUGGAAGGUAGUGAAGUAGCAGCACCAGCUGAAGGCCUACUGGAGGAAGGACGUUCACAUAAGCUAUCCAUCAGCCUGCGACGCUUGGGUGCCAAGGCAUAUAUGAGGUGCAGCCCAAAGUAUGAUGACCUUCUAGCCAGUAGUGGUUCUGGUAGUGAGUGUGGUGAUGUACCCGAGUUUCCCAAACUAGAUCCACUCCGCGAAAUGGACAAGGUGAAGCCACUCAUGAUGCGCAUCAGCACGCACAAUGUUAAACGCUGCACGCUUGAUGGGGGCCGUGAAAUGGCUGUGGGUGACAUAGUUUGGGGCAAGAUCCAUGGUUUCCCAUGGUGGCCAGGCAAAGUGCUUGCUCUGAGUGUGUCGCAGCGUGACAAUGGAGCUGCCAUCAACCAGCAGGCUCAUGUGGCCUGGUUUGGCUCAUCCACCUCAUCCUACAUGCCGUGCCACCAGCUGAGUCCCUUUCUUGACGACUUCAAGGCUCGUUACAACAAGAAAAAGCGGGGUCCCUACAAGGAAGCCAUUCGGCAGGCCACACUGGAGGCUGCUGCAUGUCAGGAACUGCCACCUGAGUUGGCCCUAAUCUAAACCUCUCCGACCUCAUUGCUGGGCCAUUGAGGGUUGGAAAGCUCCUCACAUUAUCCCCGUCCCGUGUACUUUUCUACUUGGCUGCAAUCAUUGCUGAUUUCUCUCCACAAGUCCGCUGCAUAACAGGGUAUGAAUGUGAUUCAGGGGUAAUCUUGAAUCAUUGCAGUAUACAUAAAUAUAUAUAUAUAUAUAUAUAUGUGUUAUAUAUAUAUAUGUACAUAGGCUCUAUUUUUGUUUGCCGGAGGAAUAGCAUUUGCUACAAUGCAUCACUGGCUCUGGGCAGGUUCCGUGGUUUCUAGUCACGAGGGCAUAUGCCAUUCAUGGGCAGCAGAUACAGGUGCUGCCCUUCUCCGGUGGGCCUGCUGGUCCGAGCAGUUGUAAUCUUGCUGCGGAACUUGUCUCUUGCAGCCGUUCCCCAAAGCUCUUGCGAGGAUGUCGAGUGCCUUUUCAUCUCUUUCAAGCUUUUUCUUGGGGUUGGCAUUUGGCCCGUUUAAAUCAUACUUUCUUGCAGUAAUUUGCUUUUCUUCAUAUCACUUCGUUUUCUUUGCAAGCCUUUCCCAUGGGCUAAUGUUAAGCUGUGUUCAGCAACUGCUUUUGUGUGCCCUACUUUAAAUUGCUUCAGGUAGCAUUUCCUUAUGAUGUACUUUCUUUACCCUCUCUUGACUGCCAUGUUUAUAUCCGUGCGUUUGACAUUCUGUUUUAUUCUUGAAUCUGUUGUGCUAUAGAAGCCUCUUUUUGUGCCAUUUGCAUUUGUGUGUUAAUAGUACAGUUGAAUUUUGUGCAUCACUGCUUUUGGUGUUCCAUACUCCUGAUGAUCACAUGGUAACUUACAACCCAGUGCUCAAACUAGUGUCAUUGUCUGUCACCAGAACCACUUAUCACCACUAAGGUAAAGAAAGGUUGUGCAUUAGGUUUUAUAGAAAACAUGUUCAGCGUAUCCUGAAGUAUGCAUUUUUUCUGCAAUAGUACAACCAAAGCAGCCGGUGCUGCAGCUGUCUGGGACACCUCUUAAAAGAGCUUAGAGGCAGCUGGCAGAAAGUGUUGGGAGUGCUCUAAAGAUGCACUAUUGCCAACAAGUGAGGCUGGUGUUUUGGCAUCAGCCAAGAAAAAUUCUGGUAGUGCAUCAGCAUUCUGUGUUUGUCUUUUCACCGCGAAGCUAUCUGCUCAGGCACAGCAGGCAGGUAGGCCUAAUUAGCUUUACAAAAACAAGAAACGGAUGAAGACUUCCACUGACAUAGUAGUAAUUUUUAACUUGCACAGACGAUCUUGUGUGCAGCUCCUGUUGGCCAAGGCUGUCCUUGUCUAUGCUGAAGGAAGCUUUUUCAAAAGUCCUGCUUACAUGUCUGACCAUUGGCUUCCAAAACUGAUUAUUAAAGAAAUGAACAUUUACGUGUUAGUGGUAGCAGCUGCUGCUUCUAGCAAAACUGUUCACCUGCUAGUUCAAAAGGGAUGCUUCAGUUAUUUGUGGAACAGUUUUUGGAUAUGCCAAGCUACCAUUGAGUGCCAUCUGUUGGUGCUCAUGCCAGCCACCCUUCAGUGUGCAUAACAUCAGGUUGGCUGGCCUCUUUGGCGUGUGUUGAGACGUUACUGUUGUGCAUUUUGAAAAGUGGUGUUAAGGUGAACAUUUUGGAGCAGCGUGUCCUUGGACUGCAAGUGGGCAGUGGUCCUCAUGUGCAAAACAGCUGGACCACAGCAGACUCUUGCAUUGUGUGAUGGCCCCUACUGUGAUGACCAUGUUGACCUCGACUGAUGUAAAUCACUCAAGCUGUGUGUUUCUUGCCUUGCACUGACUGGAAGGGUUGCCAUGGUUGAUAUCCUGACAAUUUGGAGCUCCCCAAGGUGCGGGGAUGCCCGACCUUUGCUGUGCGCACAUGCUGUAUGUGCGCAUGGUCUUAGAGGUAAUCUCAUUGUAAAAAUGUGUACAGAAGGUACAAUUGCUUGAAAAAUAAAGACUGUACUCACUUGGAACAGUUUGACCCAGGCGAAGAAGUCAUCUGUUUGUGAUAGUACAUGUAUUGUGGUGAGGUCUGCACGUUGUAGGCUUCCAUUGUGUAUAUGUGGCAUGUCACUGCUUGAUAAUGUGUUUAUUGGUGCUUUGGUAAUGAGACAAAUUACUCGUGAAAGCUUUUCUGGCACGUUCAAAGCUCCUCAAUUUUCAUUUUGCAAUUAAAUCAUUCAUGUUAUGCCAUAUUCAGGAAAGCAAUUAAUGGGGUGCACAAUUUCUCUUAAAGUGAAGACAAUUCUGUGCUAGCAUGCUUUGUAAGUCUUAUUUGUGUGGGUAACCAUGGUGACAAGAGCCACUUGUCAUCUUCUUUUGAGGGAUGUGGAUAUGCAUCCUCCAAAACAUGGUAUUGUGCAACAUAUAAAUGUAUUUUGUAUAUAUAAAAUAGCAGCAGCUGUCGAUGGUUAUUCCUAA
Dermacentor andersoni is the source of this 4792-nucleotide messenger RNA. RefSeq lists its product as uncharacterized. The record is from RefSeq and is a predicted model, not a curated record. NCBI's taxonomy places the organism in Eukaryota, Metazoa, Arthropoda, Arachnida, Ixodida, Ixodidae. Gene Ontology annotation, molecular function: chromatin binding. Gene Ontology annotation, cellular component: chromocenter; nucleus.